CACACUUGUGAAAAACCUUUUUCUUGUUCAAUCUGUGGUAAAGGUUUUACACAAAGGCAAUCUUUGAAAAUACACAUGAGAGCACACACUGGUGAAAAACCCUUUUCCUGUUCAACCUGUGGUAAAGGUUUUACACAAAGGCAAUCUUUGAAAGGACACAUGAGAGCACACACUGUUGAAAAACCUUUUUCCUGUUCAACCUGUGGUAAAGGUUUUACACAAAGUCAGAGAGUGAAAAGACACAAGAGAACACACACUGGUGAAAAACCUUUUAUCUGUUCAAUCUGUAGUAAAGGUUUUACACAAAAUCAAUAUUUGAAAGUACACAUGAGAACACACACUGGUGAAAAACCUUCUUCCUGUUCAAUCUGUGGUAAAGGUUUAACACAAAGUCAAUCUUUGAAAGUACACAUGAGAGCACACUCUAGUGAAAAACCCUUUUCCUGUUCAAAUUGUGGUAAAGGUUUUACACAAAGUCAAUAUUUGAAAGUACACAUGAGAGCACACACUAGUGAAAACCCCUUUUCCUGUUCAAACUGUGGUAAAGGUUUUACACAAAGUCAAUAUUUGAAAGUACACAUGAGAACACACACUGGUGAAAAACCUUUUUCCUGUUCAACUUGUGGUAAAGGUUUU
This is a messenger RNA of Nerophis lumbriciformis (worm pipefish), 636 nucleotides long. The record is from RefSeq and is a predicted model, not a curated record. Lineage: Eukaryota; Metazoa; Chordata; Actinopteri; Syngnathiformes; Syngnathidae.